Molecule: messenger RNA, 1408 nt
Organism: Lingula anatina
Lineage: Eukaryota; Metazoa; Brachiopoda; Lingulata; Lingulida; Lingulidae
Source: RefSeq, a predicted model, not a curated record
CACGCCAUAUCACAGAACGAGGGGUCAUUGUAAGCUCAUCGCAGAUAAUUCUGAGUCACGUGCAUAGUAGUUCAUGACUCGCAUAUAGAGCGGCGUCCUAUCAUUCUGUGACAUAGCAGCACAACGUUGGAACGGUUUGCGGCUACUUCACUUGCUUUGUUGGUUUCUGCAGACAGUCCCGUGCUGAAUUCACUUCACCAUGUUGAAGAUUGUGGGCGUGUUCUUGGCGGUAGUGGGCGUGGUCGCCUGUCAUCUGUGCCUCAUCAGCCCCCCGCAGAGAGGUUCCAUGCUUGGUCUGAACAAAGCAGCAUCUCCUGACUGCCUCAGGUUGACACCGCCGUGUGGGGGAGUUAAGCCAGUAGAGCCGAACAUGAUGAUCAGAGAUGGAAUGAACUACACUGUAACUUUCCAGAAAAAUCUCGAUCACUAUUUAAAUACCUCUCCGGGCCAUUUUGACAUCGCCAUAGGUACCAUGGCCGUGUCUCCGAACGAGAAUGACACCAUCAUUGAUCUCGUUCGUAUCAUGGACAGAGGAGAGCCUUCCCUUCACCUCUAUACCAUCAACGUCACCAUUCCCAGGAAUGAGCAUGGUCAUAAGUUGCGUUACAUACAGGUACGUUACACUACGAUGAACCCCAGCGCUCCAGCCGUAUUCUACCAGUGCGGUGAUUUCUUCCUCUUUCAAUAAAAGCAAAGACGAUCAGCGUGACUCUCUCUCUGAUCAGGAUUUUGCCGAUCGAUUAAAAUUCCUAAUCGGAAGAGGCAGCUACGAAAAAUUGUGUUUUUUUUGUGCAUCAUGUGUCUUAUACGUAGCUGGAGACUUAUUGGAUAUUUGGAUAAACGAUAUAAACGGAGAUUUCCUAUCUCUGUAACGACAAAGCAAAUAAACGUCGGUUAAGUAUUUUCGUUUGUUUAGUUCCGUUUAAUUAUUUUCUCUUAAUUAUGGCUUCAGUUUGAAACAACGGGUAAAAGGGCAGUUGCCAUUUUUAAACCAGAAGAAGGGUAUUUCUUUUUCCUCACUUACGUAAGCGACUCAAUGUAUGUCAACAAAAUAUUUUUUGUUUGUAGAAUUAUAACAUGUUUAUCAAUAUGGACGGAAUCUGUCACUUCGUAGCGAGAUCUAUCUGUGGUUAAAAAUUGAGAAGUUUAAAAUAUCUUUUUUCAAUGGCCUCAGAAAUAAAAUUAUAAUUUCCCAACCAAUACCUCAUCUGUUUACAGUCGGGUUUCAUCAGACAUUGCAGGCAAAGAAAUAUAGGCUGGUAGGUCUAUAUUAUCAGUCUAUUACACAAGCUAUUGGAAAAACAACGUCUACGAUUCUACAGAAAUUACACAGCUGAUUAUACUUAACAACAUUAAAGACGCUCUACUUGAAAUAACACUACAUGUCUCUUUGCGAAUAAAACUGUAA